Molecule: messenger RNA, 2421 nt
Organism: Truncatella angustata
Lineage: Eukaryota; Fungi; Ascomycota; Sordariomycetes; Amphisphaeriales; Sporocadaceae
Exons: 2
Coding region: 1-2421 (806 amino acids)
Biological process (GO): endoplasmic reticulum unfolded protein response
Source: RefSeq, a predicted model, not a curated record
AUGGCUUCCUCUGAUUCUGACGCGGGAUCAUCCUCCGGCGACGAGGCGCAGGCUUUCACACUCCAGAUCUUAUCCCCGUCCAUCGGCGUCCCACAACCGCUCAACUUCAACAAUGUGCCUGAGACCAUUACCGUACGCCAGCUGAAAGAGCAGCUUCAGAACAGAAUAGAUACCAAGCCGGCCGCUCAGGCGCAGCGACUGAUCCACCGGGGACGUCUGCUGGCAACCGAUGAGGAUACUAUGCUUAAGAUAUUUGGAGAGGACGAGAUCCGUUCCGGCGCACCUCAGACUCUGCAUCUCGUCUUGCGCGAGACCUCCGACAUACGCCCUGCCAGUAUACCAUUGCCACCACACUCAAGUCAUAACCAGUCCGCCCCAAGUACGCACAACCAGCAGUCAGCACCGGCAGCUCCUCCACCACCGCCGCAGCAACCCCAACAACAGCAACCGCUCCCGCGUAACCCAAACCCUCAUGCGCCUUUUCCGCAUCUACCGCAGCUAUCACACGUACAUGCUGGUGCUCCGUUGCAAAACCUACCCUUUGGUUUCCAACAACCCGGUUUCCCGCAGCCCCCUGCCGUUGGAAUUCCCUCGCAAGCACACCCAGCUCACCUUCCAUUUGGUUUUGGUACACCUCAGCAGAUCGCCCAACAUCAGAGACAGUGGAUGACGAACAUGGCCGAUCCGCAAAGACUUCAAGAGAUCAUAAAUCAGACUCAGAGAGAAAGGGCGGCAUUGGGACUGAAUGGAGCACAGGAUGCCCACGUAGCAUCGACAGGGGCGGCGACUGGUCAACCCACCGAUAGGAACGCCUCGCCGUAUCAGCCCGAUGGCACGAGGACUGUUGUGCGCGAAGGAGUUGGGCCUGGAGGGCAGUCGUGGCGCAUCACAGUCAACGAGACUGUCACUACAACCCAGACACCUCAACGCAACCCAAGGACGGGAUCGCCAUUUCCGCCUGCAGACAUUUCGAACAUGUUUCGACCACCCGCUGGUGCACCUCAACCUCCGCGCUCCGUGCCCUUGGCCGGACCGCACGGAGCCCUGCACGGAGGACAGCUCUCUGGAGUCGAUGUUCACAAUAUAUUACGGACCGCCGAUGCAGGACAAGCGGCAACCCGGGUGAUGGCUGACGCGAUGCGACGUAAUACGAGCAACUCAUCACUGGUAAGUCUCGGAAAUAGCCAGGCAAAUCAACCGAUAGCACCAGGAGUCACGGUCCCAUCUAGAACAGGGAGCGCCAUGGGAACACCCGAUCCUAUCAGGGCGGCUCAGAACCACAGCCAGCCCACCAGUCAACAGCAAGCACAAGCCUCCGCUCCAACUGUUCCAGAAGUUUAUAUCCUAUCUUCCCCUGAGGGACCACGUGCGUUGUUGGUGAAUGGCAGCUCGAGCGCCUACUUCACUCCCCUGAGCCAACAAGCACUAGAAGCGCAAGCAUCGGCGGAACGGAUGAGGAGGCGUCAACUUUUAUAUCAGCAAAACAUGGGCGCGUUUGGUUUUCUUCCAGGGUUGGCACCACCACACGAUCAACAUCAACAGCAACAACAAAGAGUUCCAACAAGAACAAUUGGCUCAUGGUCACCACCUACUGGGGAUCAAGCCGUACAGCAACUUCAGCAGCAUCAGCACCAACAUCAGCAACCACAAGCUCAACCUCAAGCUCCAGCUCCCCUAGUGCAAGGCUUACCUGCGCUUCCCCAUGCCCAGCCGCAGAUGGGACAUGCAGUUGCCCGGCCAGGCAAUGUUCAGGUUCGUGCGAUUGCUGUAGCUCAAAUAUGGCCUCAUAUCUGGAUGGUUAUCCGUCUUGUUCUUUUUGUAUGGUGGUUUACUUCACCCACUGCUAGUUGGCAGCGAUGGUUCACAGUGAUGGCCAUCGCUUUGACGCUAUUCCUGGUCAAUACCGGACUGCUCACGCCAAUCGCCGAGCAGUUCUGGACCCCUCUGCGCAGACACUUGGAUAAUAUAAUGCCGGCGGCUGACAACCAUGGCCGUGACCGACCUGCGCCAGCUGAAAAUGCUGGAGCUGGUUACGAUCAUGCUGGAGCCCCGGGUGAACGGAGAGCACCAGACCCUGUUGAGACAGCUGCCCGUCUGGUACGGGAGAGAAGAGUCGCAAAUGGCAAUUGGCUUAUGACACAGGCACGUAGGCUAGAGCGAGCGGGUAUUCUCUUCCUCGCUAGCAUCGCACCAGGCGUUGCGGAGAGACACAUUGCUCAGCUCGAAGCUGAGGCCAGAGCCGAACGCCAGCGUCGGGAAGAGGCUGAGGCCGCAGCUGCGGAGGCUGCUAGAGUUGCUGCAGAGAACGCUCAGAGCGGCGAAGGCGCUGGUGCCGAUGCAGCAGGCCAGGCGGAACCAGCCAGAGAUGAUCCAGAAGCUCCGAGACCACACAACCCGGAAAAUCCUCUCAUUGCAAUUUAA